AUGACCAUGGUGUUUUCCUUCGGCUGGAACUCGGGUCCCGACACAGAUGGUAGAUCUUCAGGCUCAAGCUGGUCUUCCAGUUCGUCUUCUUCGAACAAGUCCCACCUAUCUCAUUAUCAGGCGGCUGUAAAAAGAGUCAUGGCUGAAUUGUCCGAUGAUGAGUUGGAGAAGGCGAAAGACACGGCCGAAGAAUGGUCCAGCAACUUUCCUCCUCCCGAGAUACAAGCACAAGUGGCUCAUAAGAAGGGACUGGUGUAUAUGGAGCACUUUUCGAAGGAGAUGUGGAGGCAAUGCGGGAUGAGAGUGUUUGUGAUGUCGGCAUGGAAGAAUGAACAGGGAGAGGUGCUGUUCGGGAUGCACGAUGAUAACGAGGCAUUAGGAGAUGGGGAAAGUUUCAUGAAGACGAAGGACUGGAGGACAUCGAGCCAGUUUGGCAGGAGUAUGCGCAGGAACAAUUCGGUGCUGGGGCACGAGAUGGUGGGCGACAGGUGA
This is a messenger RNA of Suillus subalutaceus, 492 nucleotides long. RefSeq lists its product as uncharacterized. The transcript is spliced from 4 exons. Lineage: Eukaryota; Fungi; Basidiomycota; Agaricomycetes; Boletales; Suillaceae. The record is from RefSeq and is a predicted model, not a curated record. Bases 1 to 492 code for a protein of 163 amino acids.